AUGGCCGGAACAAAACGAUCAAUCGAUUCUAGUGACAAGGGGCCCAGCAAAAAAACUAAAUUCACAACCACAAAGUCGCCGCCUGGCAAGCCUCAAGCCUCGAGCAAUGAUGUAGCCGCAGAUACAGAGCCGCAGUCCAAGGCGAAAGCCACAUACCGGCCCGAGGUGUAUAAAAAGCCCGUUAAACCUGACGCCUAUCUCGGUGAAGCUACAGGCUCUACAUCUCGCGAAGCCCAUGCAAAGCAGAAACAGCUUACCUCCGAACGGAAGGCCGCGAGGCCCAAUGCCGACUCGAUCUACCGGUCAAAGAAGAUCUGGGAGCGUCUGCGCCGGAAGUCGCAUGUUCCCAAAGACGAGCGGGACCAAUUGGUCAAGGAACUGUUUGAGAUCAUAUCUGGGAGGGUUGCAGAAUUUGUGUUUAAACAUGACUCUGUUCGUGUCAUUCAAUGUGCGGUCAAAUACGCUACGCCCGUACAGAAGAAACAGAUUGUCCUCGAAUUGAAAGGGCGGUAUAGGGAACUUGCCGAGUCCAAGUAUGCCAAAUUUCUGAUCGCAAAAAUGGUUACGGAUGAUGAUGAGGUUCGGGAUGCGGUCGUUGAAGAGUUCUAUGGUCAUGUCAAGCGACUGAUUAGACAUCCAGAGGCAAGCUGGAUCGUCGAUGAUAUCUAUCGCACGAUAGCCAGUAAGCGACAAAAGGCAAUCAUGUUGCGCGAGUGGUAUGGGCCCGAAUUUGUUGUCUUCGCCAAGGCUCAGGGUAAGGACAAGAAUGAGUCUGAGAAAGUUCCUGGAGAUCUAUCGGAGAUUUUGGCACAGAAUCCAGAGAAAAGAAAUCCGAUCAUGCAACAUUUGAAGGAGAUGACGAAUCAACUCGUGCAAAAGAAAACAACCGGGUUCACGAUUCUCCACGAUGCUAUGCUACAAUAUUUCCUGAAUUGCAAACCGAACAGUCCCGAGGUCACCGAAUUCCUUGAGAUGUUGCGAGAUGAUGAGGAAGGCGACUGUUACAAAAAUUUGGCGUUCACCAAAUCAGGGUCACGCCUCGUCUGUCUGGCGCUCGCUUAUGGCAGUUCCAAGGACAGACGGACCAUUCUCAAGUUCUUCAAGACGCACAUCAAGUUGCUGGCGUCUGAUCUGUAUGGUCAUCAAGUGUUACUGACAGCAUACGAUACCAUCGACGACACCGUCAUGUCUGGCAAGGCCAUCUUUCCAGAACUACUCAACAAAGACGUGGAGAGCGAAGCAAAAGAGCAGGAGUUGAUGGCUCAAACAGAACACCUCACCGCUCGCAUCCCGCUUCUUUAUCUCAUGUCCCCCGAAGCACCAAAAUGGCUUAUAACAGACGACACUGCGGCCAUCAUUAAAGAGAUUCGUGAAAUCCGCACUGAAACCUCGAAGAAGGAUCCGGAGACGCGACGCACUGAACUUUUGAAGUCAAUCUCCCAACCACUACUUGACUUGAUUGCGUCUCAAGCCCAGGUUCUCAUACAAUCAAGCUUCGGAUGCCAAUUUGUCACUGAAGUUGUACUAGGGGGCAUUGGGGAUGCACAGCCUGCCUUGGCUUCGCUCGCGAAGAUAGCAAGUGACGAGAAUGAGGAAACUGUUCAAGCCCUCUCGACACCCGCAGUUGGCAGAAUGCUCAAAUCUCUCGUUCAAGGCGGCAGAUUCGACAAGGCCACAAAAAGCAUUGUCAAGACUGAACCACCACUGAACUUCCACGAGCUUCUUUACGAGGAGAUCAACGGGCGUGGAGACGAAGAAAUUGUGAGCUGGGCCAAUGGACCCAACUCAUUCGUUGUUGUGGCUAUGCUUGAAGCACAGGAAUUUGCAAAGCAAGAGGAAUUGUUGACGAGGUUAUCAGAGAAGAAAUCUGCCUUGGAUUCAGAGGUAGCAGGUGCCAGGAUUAUUCUGGAAAAACUUGGAGGCCAAGGAAACCACGAGAAGUCCAAGGCAAGGAAGAGUGACGCUGAAGAGCAAGCGCCAGGAAAGCCAUCCAAAAAAUCGAAGAAACGAGCUUGA
Molecule: messenger RNA, 2016 nt
Organism: Exophiala bonariae
Lineage: Eukaryota; Fungi; Ascomycota; Eurotiomycetes; Chaetothyriales; Herpotrichiellaceae
Exons: 2
Coding region: 1-2016 (671 amino acids)
Biological process (GO): regulation of translation
Cellular component (GO): nucleolus
Molecular function (GO): mRNA binding
Source: RefSeq, a predicted model, not a curated record